This is a messenger RNA of Cucurbita maxima (winter squash), 2402 nucleotides long. RefSeq names its product beta-glucuronosyltransferase GlcAT14B-like. The transcript has 4 exons. The record is from RefSeq and is a predicted model, not a curated record. Lineage: Eukaryota; Viridiplantae; Streptophyta; Magnoliopsida; Cucurbitales; Cucurbitaceae. Gene Ontology annotation, cellular component: membrane. The coding region runs from base 741 to 2006 and encodes 421 amino acids. Gene Ontology annotation, molecular function: glucuronosyltransferase activity.
CUCUCUCUCUCUCUCUCUCUCUCUCUCUCUAGUUCUUCGUGUUCUUGUUGCGUUUCUCUCUGUUUCUUCCUUGUCUUUUACGUAUUCUCUUGCCCCCAUGGACGAUUCUUGCUUCUUUACAUUGUUUUUGUCUUCUGGGUAUUCCUGUUUCAUCCUCCCAAUAGAUUUUCCCCUGGUGGGUAUUGGGGAAAUCGUUUGUUUCUUGAAUCCCUUCCUCAUAUUGAUUUGAUUCUUUGAUGGGUUUCUUUGGAUUCUUGUGAUUUUGUUUCUGUUCAAUGAUUUAAGGAUCUGUUCAUCUGGGUUGCUCUUGUUCUGGAUGAUUUUUAUGGCAUUUCCUUCUUUUAGACUGUUUCUUCAUGGAUUCUCUGUAAUGAACAAGUUAUUUUCAAUGUUCAUCGCCCAUUUCUUGUCUGAUUUGGAAUGUACAGGUUAGGGUUUCUUAAGCUGUUCUUAUCUAGUUUUGGUUUAGAAUUCUGGGUUGUGUUCUUAUUUUCCUUUAAGAACUUACUGAUUUGAGGCCUUUGUGUAUUUGUUAUAUUCAUCAACGUUGUGUAUAAGUAUGAACUAUUGAUUUAUUGCAUUUGUUUUGUUUCUCAAGGGUCUUGGUCCAAACUUCAACAGCUUGGGGUUGUCAUUUGGUGCCUUGAUCUUAUCAAAAGACUAGCAAAUAAGCUAGACCCUGCCGUCAAGAAUGAUAUAUAGAAACUAGAGUUGAUAUCAAUCCAUGAUAAGAUCUUGUGAUGGGGUCUAUGAACAUGGAGAGGAAAUGGAUGUUUCCUCUCGUGUUAAGCUCUCUCAUGUUCAUAUUUCUUCUUGUCACCUUAUUCAACCUUGGUCUUGUCUCCUCACUUUACACAAUCAAUUCAUUUUUCGCAAUCUUUCCCGCUCAAAUGAAGACUAUAAACAACACGGGUGCCGUUUUUGCUGAAUCAAAGAUCGUUCAACCUUCACCUCUUAACGAACCAACGAUCCCUCGUUUUGCUUAUUUGAUUUCUGGAUCAAAGGGUGACUUGGAAAAGCUAUGGAGACUCCUUAAAGCAUUGUAUCACCCUUUGAAUCAAUAUGUUGUCCACUUAGACCUCGAGUCACCGGCGGAGGAACGUUUGGAAUUGGCCUCCCGGGUCAGUAACGAGUCGCUUUUUGUUGAAGUUCAGAAUGUUUUCAUGAUCAGCAAGGCUAAUAUGGUUACUUAUAGAGGACCCACCAUGGUGGCUAAUACUCUUCAUGCUUGUGCCAUCCUUCUUAAGAGGAGUAGGGACUGGGAUUGGUUCAUCAACCUCAGUGCUUCUGAUUAUCCUCUUGUGACUCAAGAUGAUCUUCUCUAUACGUUCAAAAAUUUGGAUCGAAGCUUAAAUUUUCUUGAGCAUACAAGCCAGUUGGGGUGGAAAGAGGAAAAACGAGCAAUGCCGUUAAUCGUAGAUCCCGGUCUGUAUUCGAAGACCAAAUCAGAUAUUUUCGACGUCAAUCCAUCUCGAACUUUGCCUACAGCGUUUAAAUUGUUUACUGGUUCGGCAUGGAUGGUUCUAUCUCGUGCGUUCGUGGAAUACAUCAUUUGGGGUUGGGAUAAUCUUCCAAGGACUCUUCUCAUGUACUACAGUAAUUUUGUGUCCUCUCCUGAAGGUUAUUUUCACACUGUCAUGUGCAAUGUGCCCGAGUUUGCUACUACAGCAGUGAACCACGACUUACACUAUAUCUCUUGGGACAACCCCCCGAAACAGCAUCCACACACGCUAACUCUUAACGACACAGAGAAAAUAUUCACAAGCAAUGCUGCCUUUGCUCGGAAGUUCAAACAAGAUGAUCCCGUGCUAGAUCGAAUCGACAAGGAUUUGCUUGGUCGAAAGAAAGGAGACUUCACUCCUGGUGGUUGGUGUGCAGGCCACCCUAAGUGUUCGACAGUCGGUAACCCGAAUAAACUCAAACCAGGCCAAGGAGCUCAACGGCUUCAUCGUCUUAUAGCUAGACUGGUUUUGGCCAGUAGGUCUGGGGAAAACCAGUGUAAAUGAAUUUUGUACAAGUAAAACUCGAGAAGGCAGAAGCAGAGAAGGGGAGACAGCUAUCUCCCGGGUUCGUUCGAGCAUCAACUCGAAGAACGGUGCAUUGCUGAAGUACAGGGAGCAGAAUUAUACAGACCAUGGCUACAGCAAACAUUAUAAACUAAAGGUUAGCACCAAUAGUAGCAUUAAAUGCAUUUUUCCACAGGUUGGGAUAAGUAGAGCUUGAGCUCUACUGUUUAUGUAAAAACUUUAUCCCAUACUCCCUUUCUAUACAUGCUUCAUUUUUUUCCCCUUUAUAGUAUAUGCUUUCUUAUUUAGAUAUUGCAAGUCAGUUGAUUGUCCAAACUGCCCUUGUAUUUUGAAUGGGAAACGAAUCGAAUAAUUGAAUUGGACACUUUAUGGUCA